GGGUCUCAUCAUCGCCACCGCCUAGUUAUCUGGUUGCGCUGCUAACGGACGGAUCGGGAUCCGGGCUCCGGGUGCUGGACUGUGCUGAGGUCGAGGAUUAGACGUUUGACCGGUGAGGGGCAGCGGCGCGAGAGAGAUAGACCAACUCCGUAGACAACCAAAAAGCUCCUUGCCCUAUCAGAUACACCAUGAGCAAGCGAAUCCAUCUCGCCCUACCUUUCCUGCUGGCCGCAGCACUCGUCUGCUCUGCCGCUGAAGAACCGGAGGAUUAUUUUGAGUUCACCUGCCCGAAACCGGACGGCCAGUUCGAGGAUCCGUACCAGUGCGAUAAGUACUACGAGUGCGAUGAUGGGCGCGUGUCGGAGAAGCUAUGCCCGGACGGGCUCGUGUUCAACCCGGCCAGCAAGCUGGUAAACAAGUGCGACCAGGUGUUCAACGUGGAGUGUCACGACCGGAAGGAGCUUCAACCUCCCAAACCGAUCGGUGUAUGUCCGCGGCAGAAUGGGUUCUUCCCCCAUCCGGAUCCUUCGAUCUGCAACAUCUUCUACAACUGUGUGAAUGGUCGCGAGCUCGAGAUGACGUCUGUGGCCGGGUUACACUUUAACCAGCCGACCGGUACCUGCGUAUGGCCGGACAUGGCUAACCGGCAGGGAUGCGGUAGCAACGCGAACAAGAAACUGAACGAUGGCUUCCAGUGUCCGAAGGAUGCGACCAAGAUGGACAAGAACGGGCAGAUCGUCACACACCCGAACUAUCCGCAUCCGGACGACUGUCAGCGGUUCUACAUCUGUCUGAACGGUAUCGAGCCGCGCCAGGGUACGUGCGAGGAGGGCAUGGUGUACAACGAGGAUCUGCAGCGUUGUGACGAUCCGGAGAAUGUGCCAGGAUGUGAGGAUUGGUACAAUGGUCCCGAGGCGGAUCAGGCGGCGUGAUUGCAAAGUCCCACCGAUGGUUUGCAGCUCGUACUAGCUCGAGGCACUGUGUUGAACGUUUACUAAUAAAUUUUAAAACCACCCGUGUGCGUGUAUUCUGUUGUUAA
Messenger RNA from Anopheles stephensi (Asian malaria mosquito), 1039 nucleotides. RefSeq names its product protein obstructor-E-like. Gene Ontology annotation, cellular component: extracellular region. Gene Ontology annotation, molecular function: chitin binding. The coding region runs from base 189 to 932 and encodes 247 amino acids. The record is from RefSeq and is a predicted model, not a curated record. Lineage: Eukaryota; Metazoa; Arthropoda; Insecta; Diptera; Culicidae. The transcript is spliced from 5 exons.